UUGAGUUUACAUUUUGUAAAAAAUAGUCAGCCCGGCAUAUUUAUUUUAGUAAAGCCGUGUUGCUUAAUAUUUUAUUUGUUAACCGUGAGGUAGUUGAUAGUAUUUGUGAGAAUGGCUUUCGGAUGUGUAUCGUUCCAUGUUAUAUGUACAGCAUUGACGGUGUUGUCGUCGGUCACAACAAACGCAGUUGCCACAUCACCGGAUCCCUGUAUGCUGCAUCCAUGUGUGCACGGGGCAUGUUUCUCGAGCGGUAGCAUCUUCAUCUGCCAAUGUCCGCCAGGAUACACAGGCACAAGGUGUGAAACAGCUGCAACAACUCCGGCACCCUGCUCUUCUAACCCUUGCCUCCAUGGGUCGUGCGCCAACCACGGAAGCAGCUAUACGUGCUCAUGCACAAGCGGAUACACGGGCACAAACUGUGACAAAGCCGGUCCUGUCGUGUGCCUGAAGUGUUCAUCCACUAUUGGAGCAGCCGAAUGCACAACAGUAGAAACGUGCGGCCCACACGAAGUUUGCUUUUCGGACGCAUAUUCAACAACAACAGGUAUACGCCGAGAAUAUGGAUGUCGAGACUCACAGUUAUGUGCUAGCAACCAAGUAGGACGACGGCGAUCAUCCAGUGGCGGACUAUUGGCUUGUACACAAUGUUGCCAGGGUGAUAUGUGCAAUUCGAAGCUCUGUGGGGAAAAUGGUGUUCAGCUGAACGGUGGACCAACGUGUUUUGCCUGUGACCAGUUUCAAGAUCCUGGUGCUUGCAACCAGAUUCAGCAUUGUGGUCGAGAUGAGAUCUGCGAAUUACUCCCAGACCUCUCAACCGUUACCCACAGCAAUCUGUACACAAGCCGGUGUGCAAAACCUCAGACAAAAUAA
Molecule: messenger RNA, 870 nt
Organism: Mya arenaria
Lineage: Eukaryota; Metazoa; Mollusca; Bivalvia; Myida; Myidae
Product: fibropellin-1-like
Exons: 9
Coding region: 112-870 (252 amino acids)
Biological process (GO): establishment or maintenance of epithelial cell apical/basal polarity; heterophilic cell-cell adhesion
Cellular component (GO): protein-containing complex; plasma membrane
Molecular function (GO): calcium ion binding
Source: RefSeq, a predicted model, not a curated record